This is a messenger RNA of Lethenteron reissneri (Far Eastern brook lamprey), 5309 nucleotides long. RefSeq names its product metaxin-1-like. NCBI's taxonomy places the organism in Eukaryota, Metazoa, Chordata, Hyperoartia, Petromyzontiformes, Petromyzontidae. Gene Ontology annotation, cellular component: SAM complex; cytoplasm. The record is from RefSeq and is a predicted model, not a curated record. Gene Ontology annotation, biological process: mitochondrion organization.
CUCCCACCACGUCUAUGACCCCCAACCAACAUCCGUCUCCGGGUUCAGGGGUCACCGCGGGCCCCACCGCCUUGCAACAUGUCCGCGCCCAUGGAGUUGCAGUGCUGGCGGGGUGACUGGGGGCUGCCGUCCGUGGAGCCGGGCAGCCUCACGGUCAUGGCUUACGCCAAGUUCGCCGGAGCCCCCCUGAAGCUGCAAAGGACCAACAACCCCUGGUGGACGCCGACAGGGAGCCUGCCAGUGUUCAAGUCGGGCAAGGACGUCAUAACUCAACCCUUACAAAUCCUGGACCACCUUAGAAAACAGAACUUCAACGCCGACUACGGACUCUCUCCGAAGGAGGGCGCCGACACGCUGGCCUUCAUCGCCCUCGUCGAGCAGAAGCUCCUGCCUGCGCUCACGCACGCCAUGUGGCUGGACCCCGUGAACUACGUGGAGCUGACGCGGCCGUGGCACGGAGAGGCCAUCCCCUUCCCGCUCAACUUCGUGCUGCCCAACCGCAUGCACCACGCCGCCGAGGAGAGGCUGCGGCAGAUGCGCGGCGGGGACGCCGACCCCAUGGAGGAGGCCGUCCAGAGCGAGAUUUACGCGGAGGCAAUGGACUGCCUCAGCCUCCUGUCGCACACGCUGGGUGACAAGGAAUACUUUUUCCGCGACUCGCCCACCACGCUGGACGCGGUGGUGUUGGGACACGUGGCUCCGCUGCUGCUCGCGCCGCUGCCCAGCGCCAAGCUGCAGCAGCACCUCAAGGGGCUGGACAACCUGUGCCGCUUCUGCCAGCGCAUACUGGCGCAGUACUUCCCACAGGACGAGCAGGACGGCCCACCGAGCAAGAAUCACCAGCGGCGGCAGAAUCAGCCCGCAAGCUCCCCGUCGCCUUCCGAGGGGGAUCACGAGCCGCACAAGCUGCGGAACCAGCUGCUGUCGCUGCUGGUGGCGGUGGGCGCCAUGGUGGGCUACGCGCUCUUCCACGGGCUGGUGACAAUCGAGCGCGUGGGCGGCGCCGACGCGGACGCCGACAUCCCCACGGAGAUGUACCCCGACGCCGGCGCCAGCGACGACGACGACGAUGGAGAUAGUUGAGCGUCGUCUUUGGGGGGGGUGGUGGGGGUGGGGUGGGUUGAGCGAACUCUCAAAAGAUCGCACCGGCGACUUGCGGGGGAGGGUUUAGUAUUACAGUAAUAAUGACAACAGUACUUUAUUUAUCUGGAGAGUGAAUUUAGGGGCUCUCUCUCUCGUGCAAGAGGGGGAGGGGUUCUUGUUUGUCGAGAUGAUGUUUGGUCGUUUUCGCAUGGGGGGAAAUCAGAUGCCUCUUUUCCCACUUGGUAUCCGAGCUGCGCCAGGACCCGUGCCACCGAUGUCAACGUGCAAUAAUUCACCGGUCAACACACUUGUUUCUGGCAUAAGGUGUUCCAACGGUUUGAAGGUAAUUUUGGGGUGCUGAUUCCAAAUCUGGCAAGUCAGUUUUUGUCUAUCACAUCAGGUUUUUGAGAUAUCAAAUAUUGCAUUUUCAAUAAAAACGUCACGAGAAAAAUAUUAAAUAAAUGUGGAUAUUUACAUAAAAUGAUAUUAUAAACACACUAUCCUAAAAAUACAGCGCCAUAUUUCAACACUAAAGCAGUCACUGACCCGCAACAACUUGCAAUCAUAAGUGACAGAGUUAAUUUCGGAUAAAAUCAAUUAAAAUGGGGUAUGCCGAUAGUAUAAAAAUGAGAUGUGAUAGAGCAAAUCUGAGAUCAGAUUUGGAAUCAGCAAAGUCCAGGCCAGAAAAAAAAAUGUAUUUUUUUUUGUUGACCAGUGUAAUCGAAAGUUGACACUCCGUGUAAAAUGUCGCGGGUGAUGCACUGCGUUGGUCUCCACGUACCGAUGUCUACACGCGGCCAACGCACCGUUAGACCCAUCCCUGCCCUGCUUGUCCCCGCUGAGCCAGAUUCACUUUUGUCUUGUAAGCUCGGCAUAUCGGCGGCAAAUAGCCAGUGGGGGAAAACCCACCUGCCUCACCGCAAAGGUCCUGCGCUGGCUCUGAUGUGCCAGUGGGAAACGGGAGCAAGUGUCUGGGGAGAACAAGCGCGCUUUGCGACGGGGAUAACGCAGAAAUGUGUACAUAGGCCAGAAACCUUACUUGGUCUACAGCCGUCUGGGCCAAUAUCGUUCUACAAGAUUAGGGCUCUUCAAGUAAACCUCUGCCCGGUCCGUUAACUCCCCCUCCAAAAGUUUUGCAUAAGGUGCUCACCACCACAGCGAACCCACUGCAUCAUCCGCGUUCCGAUCCCACGCCCCCUCGUGUCAACAAGGUACGGACUUGUUUCUUUACGUUAAGCAAUCAUUUGCCAAUCUGAUGUAAAAAAAUAAAUAAAUGUGAAAUUCCCACGGAUGUCGAUUGAUAAACCUCGUAAGCUGGACCGGCGCGCGAGGAGAGGCUGUGCAGCGUUAGGGCCUGGUGUCGUCUCUGCAUCCACCUUGAUGAGAUGGCAUGAAACCACACAAGCGGUUAACACGUUCCUUCGGAGUGGGCAGGUAGGAGCUUGGUUGGACAGCGCAUUCGUGCGAUCCGUGUCACGUGGCGCAAGCUAUGUGGGGCGGCGCGUCACGUGGUGCUGAGCCCUCCCGAAGCGCUCUGAAAUACAAAUCGAGGGCGUGGCUAUGCACGACAGACAAAUAAUCCCUGGUGGGCAGUGUGGAACUGUUGUUCCUACCUGUAUUUACUUCACUCAUGGGGGCUACUCCUGUGUCCAGCUGGUCUCUUUAUAUUCUUGGUUCUUUCGGUAAAGUCACGUAGAAGGGAAACAAUAAAAUAAUAAAAAUAAUAAACAACAAAAUUCCCACGACGUUUCGACUGCCAAUACAAGCAAUCAUCAUCAGGCGUGAAAUCCACAGCAAGAAAAUUUGAAAAAAGUCUAAACGUGAGAAUUUUAUUGUUUUAUAUUUGUAUUAUUUUAUUGUUUCCCUUCUACGUGACUUUACCGAAAGCACCAAGAAUAUGAAUCCCUGCAGUCACGAAAGCUUUAAAUCAAAAUUGGUCUCUUGUCGUUUACUUCCUCUAAUGCAGAUGCGUCAGGGUAAAUUGUCACGGACGUGGUAAAUGAAUGUGCCACAAGGACUGCAGCUAAGUCGUCGUCGUCACCAUCACGGCCCGAGGCUCAGCGCCUGGCCAAGGCGAGAGCGCCACCUUGGGAACAAGACAACGCCAGGCAGCUGUGAUGGCAGCGCCGCACAUCGCGACAAUUAAAAUGACACCAGGCGCACCGCUUUGCAAAUACGGCGACCCAGAGUCCAAUUCUCGGACGUAGACAAACAUUCGUGGCGAGUGAUAUCCAAAGCCAUCUUGGGCCAUAUCCCCUCUCUCCUUUCCCAACCUGUACUGUGACCAGCAUGGCAACGAUAGGGCAAACAACCCCCCCCCCCCCCAUUACCCAUUACCGACACCGCCUGCAGAGGCUUUUGUCCAGCAGUGGAUUGAAAAAGGGCUCUACACAACAGGUUUACGAGUGAAUCGGAGUUGUGUGUGUAACAGUGCAUACAUUCGUUGCUUAAUACAUUCUUAUACUCAUAAUACAUGCGGCAAACGAUGUGCACGAGAAUCUGUUGUUUUGUGUGUGUACGUUGUAAGUUAUGUUACACCCCCCCCCACCCCCGCUCCUGCCACUUGAGCUUGCUACAUUCACCACUUUUUAAAAUUAAUUGCUUAGGAGGGAGUGAAUUGUUACACCCCAAUAGGCAUAUCACAAUUUGGUUUUAAAAUGUUGACAUGAUUUUACUACGAUAUGUACAUCAACAUGUGGAUUUACGAAUUCGCUAUUUCCUCAACGUGAUUGCUUCUUAAAUAUACUUUAGCCAUGAUUCUACUCGCACUACCAGGGCAAAAUAUAAGUGACGUGUUAACCUAAUGGUAACCACAUUGUAACCACUCGUUAAACUGUGUGGAAUCAGGAGGGGUGGGGGCGGAGGCGGGAAAUCAAUGCAUCCCGAGCGAUUUAAACCCCAGAAUGUCGCUUGAAUCAGCAUCCUGGUGUCUCUGUUGGAAAUAAACACGAACGGAACGGUCUCAAAAUUGACAUUCUCAACAACCCACCACACAGUGCGUUCUUCCACAUUUAUUACCAUUUCUCCAUCCAAAUACAAAUUCGUGGAUGGCCAUCCCAAACUGCACGCGGUACACAACCUCAACGCAUCGGAGAGCUGCUCAGCACGAUGUAAAAACCGAGGCAAGAUUGGCUGAUUGAUUGCGCUAAAGGGAACAUCGGCUCAAGACUUGUGCAGAAGCGGUUAUGUAGGACGGGUGGCUUACGUAGCCCAACGGUUGCGUAGCCGGGUGGCAAAGAGGGCACACGCCGUGACGCUCGUUAUCAAAAAUCGAUCGCCAGGGUUGGGGUCAUUCCAUGUGCCGAGCAUAGCAGUGCAUCUCGGACGCGUAUCAUGGGUAACUUUGAUGACUGGUGUACUUUUAAAAAUGAAUACGUUGCUUCUGACCGGUUUGUGAAGGGGAAACGCGCCAACCGUAAAUGAUUUGCCGUGGCCAAAGAGGGCUUUUUGUGCGAUGUCGCCUCGUGAACGCACGCGGCGAUCUUGAAUCCCCCGUGGGAUGAUGUAGUGCCGGGUCCACGCCUCCACGAUCAGUUUUGCAACUUGGUUGCAGCAUCGAACGGUGGCAUUCCAGUGGCCCCAUUCGUCACAGGAUGAAGGCCAACUUGGUUGGCUGCAUGCAGCCGAAUCGCUCUUAUGUCGACGUCUCUGCAGGCAGUCACGCAAGCCGUUGCUGACAGUGGACGGUUCUUUCGAGCGAUCUGCCGAGCAAUUUAUAGCAACGCAUUUCAUUGUGUGAUGCACAUUUGUGAACUAUGAUUGGUCGUUACAAUCUCGAUUUGGAUGGCGCGAUUCGGUCAAGGGCACGGGCGGACACCUUGGCUUCUUUUGACGCGUCCUUUUUUCGCGCAGCUCCUCACUCCGAUGGAGACGAAAGCAGUUGCGAGCGAUGAUGUAAGCUGCGACGAUUUUCGAGCGUCAAUUUGGUUGUGCAACCGAUCGCUUAAUGUGUGGAACCCGGCCUCUAGAAUCUCAAUCACAUCUGCCCGCCCUACCCUUACCUUUUGUGCAAACACCACUAUUUAAAAGUUACCAAACUACUUGGAGCCAGCUCGGGUUUUUCCAGGAAUCCUCCAACUCGGGGGGUGCAGCUACCACCCGCAGAGACAAGUGUUGGCGGAGUUCACGUCUGCGCAAUCCGCGGGUGUCAUUCUUUGCGCCCGCAACAACGCAACAAAAACUGAUGCAAUUCUGGAAAUUCCAGACCGCCUCCUGUGCAUAUUUGC